AUGUUUUAUCUAUAUACUGAUGUAUCUGAAAUAGGAUUAGAAGCUGUUAUAGCACAAAAGAGUGCUGAUAAAAAGGACAUGUCAGGAUGUACUCAUUGGAAUGCAGAUGUAUUGUCUCGAACAAAUGCAAUGAAAGAUGAAAUUGUAGAAAUAUAUAUGACAAUAGUAGAAAGUAUUGAAGAAGAAUUAGUAACAGAAACAUCAAAGAACAAGUAA
This is a messenger RNA of Cetraspora pellucida, 216 nucleotides long. The record is from the annotation of a GenBank genome assembly. Lineage: Eukaryota; Fungi; Glomeromycota; Glomeromycetes; Diversisporales; Gigasporaceae.